Messenger RNA from Eruca vesicaria subsp. sativa (arugula), 255 nucleotides. The record is from the annotation of a GenBank genome assembly. Lineage: Eukaryota; Viridiplantae; Streptophyta; Magnoliopsida; Brassicales; Brassicaceae.
AUGGUGAAAGAAGUUACAAGCCUUACUGUUUGUAAAAUCGACACAAACGAGAUGCAGAAAUGUCGUCCAGCCGUCACUGGAAACAGCCCGCCGCCUCCAGUCAACGAGUGCUGCGUAGUGGUCAAAUCAGCUGAUCUUGCAUGUUUUUGCAGAUACAAGUUUUACCUCCCAAUUUUAGGAAUUGAUCCAUCUAAAGUCGCGGCUCUUGUAGCCAAAUGUGGCGUUACAACAGUCCCUAGCAAUUGCCGUGCUUGA